GCCGUAGACGACAAUGUUUGAUCGGGAAUUAUCGCCCGAGCAUAUGCAGCACGAACGAGCCGGGGCCGCGACACACGAUUGUGACCAAUUCAGUUCAGUCGAGUCGAGUGCAACGACUCUCGCACAAGGCUAGUGUAGGUCGACAUGGACAGCUGGGCACACUUGACGCAGCAGCAAAGAGCUGCUCCUGCCUUCCGCAAAUCGGCACGGUGGCCCCUCCAGGCCAGGGCUUCGCAGGCCCCACGACCACGACUUUUCGCAGUGCGCGACUCCGAUCCAGGCGCCGAUGGAUCCGAAAAUUGCUGUGCGGUCCAUGAUGAUGCACACAUUCUCUCCCUCUGCCUUUCCUCUGGACCAUCAGCCAAACCGCACGCUCAGCUCAUAGCGCAGACGGACCACAUCUCUCUGCACCACCGGUGGCAGAUAGCGAAACACGAGAGCGCAUCGCCUCCUCCCUGUCCUGCUUGCAUCACCGCCGCCUCGGCACACCAAAACGGCAAGUGCUCGGAAGUCUGCCGCGCAGGUCAGUCUUCCCCAGAAUUUGCUGCGCGCGAGCCGCUGCGAACCGGUCACCUGUGCAGGCAGCGCCGGCCCCUCAUUGGCUGCGCCGGCCAAGCAACCCUUACCCCCCCUUUUGACCCGAGCCUCGCCCAUGGAGAAACUCCAGGGCCGAGAACCCCUCCUUGCGACCCCAUCGGCUUGGUGGUCCAGGGUCAAAGUUGCGCCAAACCCUCCCGCGGACCGGCUGGCUGACCUGCCCUAGUAUACAGUAGUAGCCUUGCGAUCCCGUCCAACUCUGUGGCCAACGUAUAGCCGCAACCUUUUUUGGCCUCGACAACUCCACCGCGGUGUGUUAUCGUGACCCUUAUCGUGGUCCCUCGCCCGCAAGCCCCGACCCGGA
Microdochium trichocladiopsis is the source of this 901-nucleotide messenger RNA. RefSeq lists its product as uncharacterized. The record is from RefSeq and is a predicted model, not a curated record. The coding region runs from base 145 to 753 and encodes 202 amino acids. The transcript has a single exon. Lineage: Eukaryota; Fungi; Ascomycota; Sordariomycetes; Xylariales; Microdochiaceae.